This is a messenger RNA of Grammomys surdaster, 2448 nucleotides long. RefSeq names its product monoamine oxidase B (gene Maob). Gene Ontology annotation, molecular function: oxidoreductase activity. NCBI's taxonomy places the organism in Eukaryota, Metazoa, Chordata, Mammalia, Rodentia, Muridae. The transcript has 15 exons. Bases 116 to 1678 code for a protein of 520 amino acids. The record is from RefSeq and is a predicted model, not a curated record.
CGGCCCGCCAGCUUAAAGCCGUGCUAGUGUGAGGCAGCAGCGAGCAGCGCGGGAGCAGGCAGAGGUCCAGACGCAGUAGCAGCCUACACAAGAGGCCUGGAACCUGGCGAGCACCAUGAGCAACAAAAGCGAUGUGAUCGUGGUGGGGGGCGGCAUUUCAGGUAUGGCAGCAGCCAAAUUUCUGCAUGACUGUGGCCUCAGUGUGGUGGUUCUGGAAGCACGGGACCGUGUGGGAGGCAGGACUUACACAAUUAGGAAUAAAAAUGUUAAAUAUGUGGACCUUGGUGGAUCUUACGUUGGGCCGACCCAGAAUCGGAUCUUACGAUUGGCCAAAGAGCUAGGGUUGGAAACCUAUAAAGUGAAUGAAGUUGAGCGGCUGAUCCACUUUGUAAAGGGAAAAUCAUACCCCUUCAGGGGCCCAUUCCCACCAGUAUGGAAUCCAAUCACCUACCUAGAUUAUAACAACUUAUGGAGGACAAUGGAUGAGAUGGGCCAAGAGAUUCCCAGUGAUGCUCCAUGGAAGGCACCCCUUGCAGAGGAGUGGGACUACAUGACAAUGAAAGAGUUGUUAGAUAAGAUCUGCUGGACCAAAUCUACAAAGCAGAUUGCCACACUGUUUGUGAACUUAUGUGUAACUGCAGAGACCCACGAGGUCUCUGCACUGUGGUUCCUAUGGUAUGUGAAGCAGUGUGGAGGUACAACCAGAAUCAUCUCAACAACCAAUGGUGGACAGGAGAGGAAAUUUAUCGGUGGGUCCGGUCAAGUGAGUGAGCGGAUAAAGGAUAUCCUUGGGGACCGAGUGAAGCUGGAGAGGCCUGUGAUCCACAUUGACCAGACAGGGGAAAAUGUUGUUGUGAAAACACUAAACAAUGAAAUAUAUGAGGCGAAAUAUGUGAUUAGUGCCAUUCCACCUGUUUUGGGCAUGAAGAUUCACUAUAACCCUCCUCUGCCCAUGUUAAGAAACCAGCUGAUCACUCGCGUGCCUUUGGGUUCAGUCAUUAAGUGCAUAGUUUAUUAUAAAGAGCCCUUCUGGAGGAAAAAGGAUUUCUGUGGAACCAUGGUUAUUGAAGGAGAGGAAGCUCCAAUUGCAUACACAUUGGAUGAUACCAAACCAGAUGGCACCUAUGCUGCUAUAAUAGGAUUUAUCCUUGCUCACAAAGCUAGGAAACUUGUGCGCCUUACUAAAGAAGAAAGACUGAGGAAACUUUGUGAGCUAUAUGCAAAAGUCCUGAACUCCCAAGAAGCUCUGCAGCCAGUCCAUUAUGAAGAGAAGAAUUGGUGUGAGGAGCAGUACUCCGGGGGCUGCUACACAACCUACUUCCCUCCGGGCAUCUUGACCCAGUAUGGAAGGGUUCUACGCCAGCCAGUGGGCAAGAUUUUCUUUGCAGGCACUGAGACAGCCUCACACUGGAGCGGCUACAUGGAAGGGGCUGUGGAGGCUGGGGAGAGAGCUGCCAGAGAGAUUCUUCAUGCCAUUGGGAAGAUUCCAGAAGAUGAAAUUUGGCAGCCAGAACCAGAGUCUGUGGAUGUCCCUGCCAGACCCAUUACCAGCACCUUCCUGGAGAGACACCUGCCUUCUGUACCAGGCCUGCUAAAGCUGCUCGGAUUUACCACCAUCUUCUCAGCAACAGCUCUUGGUUUCCUGGCCCACAAAAGGGGCCUGUUUGUACGUUUCUAAAGAUGAGCUUUAGACCCACAUCCACAGGCUUCUUACUCAGUGUGUCACAAAGGCUUCUAUAAGGAGUUGAGACAAAAAUCUAACAAAGAUGCAGAGAAUAUGGAGUGAGAAAGCACAGUAACUUGUUCUCCAUUUUGCCUGUCUGUUAGCAUCCCUUACUGUGGUUGGCUCAUUUCCAACUUUCCUGCCCUUUGAAUGUUUAGAACAGAUACACAGGCUUGUCCCUUGCUCUUUCACAAUCUACCUUAUGGCUUCAAUGCCCUAUGGCUUUGUGCUUUGUCUUUCCUCUGGUGUGUUAUGUCCUCACAUUUAUCGAGUUCUUCGACAUUGUCCCUAGAAUUCUGUCUUGUUAGAACUGGAAGGCAUUAGACACUGUAGCUCAUUGUCUACUUUAGAUUUAAAUAAACCAAAUGCAACAGAGGUGAACCCUAAUUACACAAGACCUACACUAAUCUACUGGUAUAUGGGUGACUGGAACACAAGCUGAUGUUUUUCUCUCCUCCAAAGGUUCAUUCCCCUAUGAUCCUCCUCCACCUUAUGCCAUAGUCACUGAUGGUUGUUCUUGUGGAUUUAUUCUAUAUUAACUAUUAUUGUGUUACUCAGUAGCUAUCCUCUAGUGUCGCUGUUUUGUGCAGCGUUGCCAGCUGAUUCUAAUUUUUCUUGAGAGUGGGAGUCUUGUCUUUGUCAUUUCUUUUUUGCAUCUUCUAGUAUGCUUCCUUUCAAAGAUCAACACAUGCUUAGGUAAUUAACAAUAAAGCUAUUUGACCAUA